This is a messenger RNA of Rhipicephalus sanguineus (brown dog tick), 2117 nucleotides long. Its product is annotated as atlastin-2. Gene Ontology annotation, biological process: protein homooligomerization; endoplasmic reticulum organization. The coding region runs from base 144 to 1820 and encodes 558 amino acids. NCBI's taxonomy places the organism in Eukaryota, Metazoa, Arthropoda, Arachnida, Ixodida, Ixodidae. The transcript has 9 exons. Gene Ontology annotation, molecular function: GTP binding; GTPase activity. The record is from RefSeq and is a predicted model, not a curated record.
CAAUGUUACUCAGUCGGAUGGAGACAGUCGAACUGGCCGAACCUUGAGUCGGCUGCGAGGACCGCCACCCGCCGACAACCGUGCCGCACCCUGGUAUUCACCUUUCGAGCAUUGUCUGAGUCAAGAGAACGCGAGGUCACGCAAUGAGCGGAGAACCGGUGCAAAUUGUGCGAGUCAAGGAUGGACGCAACAUUGAGUUCAACGAACAUGCCCUUGAACGCAUUCUACUGGCGGACCACGUGAAAGAUCGUCCGGUAGUGGUCAUAUCCAUUGCCGGCGCGUACCGGCAAGGAAAAUCAUUUCUACAGAGCUUCUUCGUGCGAUACCUGAGGCACAAUGGUCGAUCCAGUUGGAUUGAAGAGAUGGAUACCCCGCUACGCGGCUUCGAGUGGCGCUCGGGCAGUGCCCGCCAGACAACGGGAAUACUGAUUUGGAACGAAGUGUUUCUGGUAAGAACACUCAGUGGUGAGGAGGUGGCGGUUUUGCUGAUGGACACCCAAGGGACGUUCGAUUGCGAGUCAACGGUGCAAGAGAGCACCAUGAUAUUCUCUCUGUCCAUGAUGACCAGCUCUGUGCAGAUUUACAACCUAAUGAAGAACAUCAAAGAGGACGACCUGCAGCACCUUCAGUUUUUUGCCGAGUAUGGCAGGCUCGCGCAAAAGGAAACCGAAUCAAGUCCCUUUCAGAAGCUUUUGUUUCUGGUUCGAGACUGGAGCUGGCCGAAAGAGAGGAAUUUUGGCUUUGAAGGUGGCAGAUCGCUCGUCGCGAGCCGUCUCGAGGUGAGAGACGGCCAACAUGCUGAGCUUAUGCAAUUGCGGCAGAGCAUCAACUCUUGCUUCAAGGACAUCGACGGUUUCCUAAUGUCCGACCCUGGAAAGAAGGUGACCUCGAAUGACUCAUUCGACGGUCGUCUUGCGGACAUCGAAGAACCGUUCAGGAAGAAUCUUGCGGAGCUUGUGCCUUCCCUUCUAGCACCGGAAAACCUGCUGAUCAAGGAGAUUAAUGGUCGAAAGCUGUCGUGCCAGGAGCUCAUGAUCUUCUUUAAGGCUUAUGUAGAUGUCUUUAAAGGAGGCAACUUGCCGAUGCCGACGUCCAUGCUACUGGCGACUGCAAACGCAAGCAACGUGGCCGCCAUGGACAAAGCCAGACAAUGUUAUAUGUCUGGAGUGACAAAUAGGCCUCGAAGAAAUCUGAGCAAACUGCGCGAGUUUCAUCGUGAGCAGCUGGCAGAGGCACAGAAGGUGUUCAAUGACUUUCCAAAAAUGGGCGGCGACGCAAUAUCAUCCACAACCAUGGAUGUUCUCACAAAGGAGCUUGAAGAGCUCUUCGAUCAACUCUUCAAGGAAGAGGAGGAGCUCAUGAAAAUGGAGCAGGAGGAGGAAGCGAAGAGAGAGAGGGAAAGGCUGGAGGAGCAGAAAAGGGAAGAACAGAGGGAAAGGGAACGAAUUGCGGAGAAAGAAAAGGCCGAAGCCAGAGAAGCGGAAAUGCGCAAAGAAAGAGAGGCAAUGAUGGAGAGGGAAAUGGCUCUGCAGAGAGAAGCGGCGGCAAAGCAAGCUGAACUGGAGAAGAAGGUGGAAGAUGAGAGAGCUCGUGAGAGGGAAAGGGCGCUGGAAAUGCACGUAGAAAUGCAGAGAGAGAGAAGGGAAAUGAAUGAGAGGAUAGCGGAACUGGAGGCGAGUGCGAACGAGUCCAGAAAUAAUCCGCUCACAAGGGCCUUCAGAGCCUUCGGAUGUCUUUUGGCAGCGCCUCUGGCAGCUAUACUCCACCCGCCGGCUGCCAUUGAACUCAUCGAGGAGAUAGAAGAGACGCUUUCAAAGUGAAGGGGUGCUCCCUUCAGGAGGACAUCCGGACGGCAUCAUGCUCGAUAUCCACGAUAUUGUCUGUGAACCAGAAGGACAUGCGUACGCGCAAUAUUUAUUCAAUAACCAGGCAGCACAUUUUUUUUCGACCUGGUAUGCAGCAGGUAUCAGCUGCACAUUGGUACGAGGAAUGAAAUAUCUUUUGGCCUGUUGUACGAGUGGAUUUCUUUCUGCGUCUUUUUUUUUUUUUUUGUUACUCAGCGCAUGUACCAUGACGCGAAACAAAUGUAAGUUAUAAUAAAAAUUUCUAACAACCAA